Molecule: messenger RNA, 2177 nt
Organism: Salvelinus fontinalis (brook trout)
Lineage: Eukaryota; Metazoa; Chordata; Actinopteri; Salmoniformes; Salmonidae
Exons: 3
Coding region: 587-1762 (391 amino acids)
Source: RefSeq, a predicted model, not a curated record
AAAUGUGGAAAAAGUCAAGGGGUCUUUAUACUUUCCAAAUGUACUGUGUUUGUGGUAAAGGGCUGCUUGACUUUCCCUGUUCUUGCUCUCUUGCAGGCAUGCACACGCGCGCGCGCACACACACACACACACACACACAACCCUCCAGACCCUGUGGGAAUGGCAGUGUGGUGUCCUUGCAUGGGCGGUGUUUAUAGGAUGUUAUCUGUCUCAGUGCCUGCCCCUCAUCCCUCUGAAUGGGUUCCUGUUGGAAUGCUCGGAGGGGAUGGAGGAGUUCCAACGGGGGAGUGAUGAGAGAGAGAAAGAGAGAGAGAGAGAGAGAGAGAGAGAGAGAGAGAGAGAGAGAGAGAGAGAGAGAGAGAGAGAGAGAGAGAGAGAGAGAGAGACUACAUAUACAUCCCAUCACUAGGAGGCUGGUGUUCAGAGGCACAGUUGGUUAACUGGACUGCACCCACCUGUAUACUUUAUUGGACCAUCAGAGGGGAAGGCUUCAUAUAUCCCAAACCAGGAAAAUUUCUCAACAGUAACAUAUUUCAAGAUCCUUUGAAGACCUAGUUGGACGUUAGUCUGUGACAGAGCCCUCAAAAUGACCAGUGUGGCAGAAAUGAUCGUGCAGAACAAGGACAAGAUCGAGAAGGCGGUGGAGAUCAUGGGACAGGCCUCUGCGAUCCUGGCAGCCACUGUGGGCCAGCUCCAUCCCAUCCUGGAGGCUGUAUUCUUAGUAUCCAGUGCGAUCUUCAGCAACCCAGAAGGUGAGGAUGCCCGCUAUCUGACUAAUCAGUUCAGCAUGGUCAACCAAAAACUGAAAGGCAUCCAGGCUGAGAACAACCAAAUCGCUGUGGAGCUAGAGCAUAUCUCCAUGAAUAAGCAGAACUUUGACCGUGAGGCUAAAAUUCUCAGCCAGCAUGAGAAGUACCAGGACUUUGUCAACGCCAAACCCGAGUCAAAAGAGAAGAAGAUGGAGAAGUUCCUCAGCCAUUAUGAGAACACAGACGCAGACUUGAACCUGGACGCCCUCUACAAUGAUCUUACUGGGGACAAUAUCUCAGGUAAGCCCAUGCUGGUUUCCACAGAACAAUGGAGUAGAAAGGCGGUAGAAGAGCACUGUGCCAGGCUUAAGAAGCUCUUUGUGGCGGGCAUCAUUGCUGUCAAUGGUUACGCCAGCCUCAAGAAAGGAUUUAUGGUGGAUGAGAUGAAGAAGAAGUGGCUGGAGCGUUGGGAAGAUGUUGAGAACCGCAUAAAAGCAGUGUUGGAUGAUUACACUGUAAAUUUACACAAAAGAGCCAAAAAGGAUAUGGACGACCAGCUUAAGGACAAACCUAGCAGUGUUGACCUUGACUUCACUGAAUCGAUAUUGAAAACCCUUAAAGAGAAAUAUUACUGGGUGAGCUGGUCUGUCAGGGUCUUCAAUGACAAGGAGCGCAUGUUCUGUUUCAACUGGCUAGUUGGAAAGAGGUACCAUGGCAGUGAGGGAGGAGCUAAUUACUUUGAAGUGAUGACCCAGAACAACAUCAAAGUGGUGAUCUCUUUCAGUGUUCAGCCUAAGCCUAUCGACAAGGUUCAGAUCCAGCAAGAGAUUGAGGGGCAGAAGCUGAAGAGGAACAUGAUGGAUGUGGCUCAGGUCCUCAGCAGAAGUCUCCCCAACUACCAGGUGCAUGCUGUCAGCUACUAUAAGAAAGUGGUGGAGUCCAACAACUUCCCAAAGGAUUGUUUCUACUAUGGAAAACACCAAAACGUGCACCUAUACAUUCAUGCUGUUUAGGCUUUUGUUUCACAGGGCAAUGGAAAAUAGAGUAGUUAUAAUGAUUAAAACUACAAAUAAAAUCAUUAAGUUUAGGUGUUUUUAUUGAUAUCUAAAACAUAGCUGAUGGUUUAGCUGGUGAUUGUGUAUCUGUAUAAGAAUGUAUAUGAGUCAUUUUAUAUCAGGCUGUGGGUAUCUACUGAACAGUGACAAAGUAUGAGAAUGUGAUACUUCCUUCAACUAAAGAGAAAAGUAAGAUACCUUAUUUUACCUGCAUUCCAGUAUUUCAUUAUGACCAUACUGUAAAUUAGCACACCAGCCAGCGUAAUAAGGUGUACUGAGGACCUAAUCAAGCUUAUUUUGAAAUUGCAGUUUAUAGAUUCACCACAUUGUGCAGAUCUAAAGCAAAGACUAUUAAAAGAGCCUUAAAACAUUA